Molecule: messenger RNA, 971 nt
Organism: Morone saxatilis (striped sea-bass)
Lineage: Eukaryota; Metazoa; Chordata; Actinopteri; Moronidae
Gene: tnnt2d
Product: troponin T2d, cardiac
Exons: 12
Coding region: 99-827 (242 amino acids)
Biological process (GO): sarcomere organization; regulation of muscle contraction; cardiac muscle contraction
Cellular component (GO): troponin complex
Molecular function (GO): troponin I binding; tropomyosin binding; troponin C binding
Source: RefSeq, a predicted model, not a curated record
UCCUUGAUGCUCAACCUGUUGUGAACUUCAAGGAGCUGAAGUCUGUUGCCCGUCUCUGAGCUCCCUCUGUCUGGCUCACAGAGCUCAUCCAUAACAAAAUGUCUGACACAGAAGAAGUCCUGGAGGAGGAAGUUCAGGAGGAAGAAGCGCAAGAUGGAUCAAAGCCCAAGCCUAAGUUUAUGACAAAUAUUACCGCCCCAAAGAUCCCUGAUGGCGACAAAGUGGAUUUUGAUGACAUCCACAGGAAGCGUCAGGAGAAGGAUCUGUCUGAGCUGCAGUCUCUGAUCGAGGCUCACUUCAUCCAGAGGAAGAAGGAGGAAGAGGAGCUCAUCGCCCUUGUUAACAGAAUUGAAAAACGUCGUGCUGAGAGAGCAGAGCAGCAAAGGGUCCGGACAGAGAGAGAGAAGGAGAGGCAGGCCAGACUCGCGGAGGAAAAGGAGCGGAAGGAGCUGGAGGAGCAGCGUAAGAAGUAUGAUGAUGAUGCCAAGAAGAAGAAGGCCCUCUCAAACAUGACCCAGCAGUACAGUGCUGGACAAAAGGGUGAGAGCAGAAAAGGAGGCAAGAAACAAACUGAGAGGGAGAAGAAGAAGAAGAUCCUGGCUGACCGCAGGAAGCCUCUCAAUGUUGAUCACCUGAAUGAGGAUAAACUGAAGGAGAAGGCCAGCGAGCUGUGGCAGUGGCUGAUGGGACUGGAGGCUGAGAAGUUUGAUUUGAGUGAGAAACUGAAAAGACAGAAGUAUGAUAUUAACCAGCUUCUGGCCCGAGUCCAGGACCACCAGAGCGCCAAAGGUCGCGGCAAGGGCAAGAUGGGUGGCCGGCUGAGGUAAAGGAGCAGCCAGACGGGGACGAGGCAGACCGCCACACCAGUGAUUGGCCUAUGUGUCUAUUGUGUGUGCAUUCAUUCUUCUGUUGUGUUGGGUUACAUGUCAAUUAUCAUGACAUCAAAACAAUAAAUAGGUCAUUACAUCCAC